AUGAUCAACUACACAUCUUCUGCAACAGCCAUUUACCGGCAACUGUUGCACGGGCCCAUUAGCACUCGAAGAAUAAAAACAAACACACAAGCCCAGAAAACCACACCAAAACAAGGGGAGAAAACUGAAUGCAAUGGAUAUGCGUUUGCCAAAGUUUCAAUUCUGCCGGCGGAGACACUGCACUGCACGUAUUUUGAAGAGGAAAAGAGGCGGUUGAGGAGGGAGCGGAGUCACGUGAGCUGCACCGCGGGAGAGACUGGGACGCCGCGAGGCGACGCGGCGGCUGCUGCGGGGAGCGCGGGAGUGUGGAGUCCCGGGCGGGAGCUCGGAGCGCCCGCACUCGGCGCAGCGCGGCGCGGCUGGACUCCGGGCGCCGGUGGCGCGGCUGAGAGGGGCGUGCAGUUCGCGAAAUGCCCCUUGUCAAAGGCCUUCGGAGACCACAGUCUCCGUCUGGAGCCCAAAGCGGGCCAGACCUCCUCCCCGGAUCUCCCCUUCUGCGGCUGGGAGAGGAAGGCAGGGGAGCCCCCAGGUAUCAUUCCCCUCUCGCCCCAUCGGGAAACUGAUGCUGAAAGAGCCAGAGAGAGAAAGAAAAAAAAAAUCGCGGAGAGGGGCCGCCCGAGCGACCGAAGGCACCGGGCAGCGCCAGCGACAGAGGGAAAUUUGUUGGGGGAGACAAGGAGACAAGGCCCCAGAAUUUAGGGAACUCCGAAGCUUGGAGCUGGAGUCCUGAAAUUGACUCAGAUGACAACCGCUGUGGAUCUGUGCCAGGAGCCACGCCCUGAGGGAAGGGCGUCCUAAGACCUGUUGCGUGGAAUCCCCACUGGGAAAGCCUCAGUAAACUCCAGAACGCAACUACUGCACGUUCCAAUCUCCCGCCACCUUCCUAAUGCCUUAGCUAGGACCUCGACCACCUCAGCAAGAAGUUACCUCUCCUUUGCCGUGGAAAAGAGGGAAUCUUGUCUGAAACCUACUUCACGGUGUUACAUGUUUGUAUUAUCGGGAAAUAACCUUAAUUUAUUGACCUGACAUGUCACUAGCUUUCAGCUUAGCCCAGGGGACGAAUCAUGAUGACAUUUCAGGCACCCUCAAACCUUAUCACAGGGACUCAACCCUAAGUGGUUGAGGUCAGCUCUUCAGAUAAGAAAAAGGUUUUAUAAACAUAUAUUAAUAUUUAUUGAGAUAAGUGA
Rhinopithecus roxellana (golden snub-nosed monkey) is the source of this 1187-nucleotide messenger RNA. RefSeq lists its product as uncharacterized. Lineage: Eukaryota; Metazoa; Chordata; Mammalia; Primates; Cercopithecidae. Bases 1 to 699 code for a protein of 232 amino acids. The transcript is spliced from 4 exons. The record is from RefSeq and is a predicted model, not a curated record.